AUGGGGAUUAUGAGAGUAGUAUUUGCGAUGGUUCUGGUUGUUGUGGUGAUCGUUGUAAGUCCUUGUUUGGUUAAUGGGAGAAACUAUUUUCAUGAGAAGACAAUGGAUGUUGAUGGCAUCAACUCUACCGAUACCGAUGAAGUUUUACGUGGAGAUAAUAGUUCUGUGGAAGACUCAAGUGGAAGCAAGAUAGGGUACUCAUCUGAAAAUGUAUUAGUUGAAAGGAAGCUCAGUAAGAACAAUGGUGGAAAAGGAGGGGGUGCUGGAGGAGGAGGAAAUGGAGGGGGAAAUGGAAGAAGUGAACAUAGAGGGAGCAGAAAGGGGAAUGGUGGAGGUGGAGGUGGCGGCGGAGGAGGAGGAGGUUCAGGUGGAGGUGGUGGGGGUGGAGGAAGUGGACAAGGUCAUGGAUGGGGAGGGGGAAGCGGUGGAGGUGGAGGAGGAGGAGGCGGCGGUGGUGGAGGAGGAAAUGGUAAUCAUAAUGGUCAUGGUCAAGGUGGUGGUGGUGGAAGUGGCGGAGGUGGUGGUAGAAGUGGAGGAGGUGGUGGAGGAGGUGGCGGUGGUGGAGGAGGAAAUGGUCAUGGUCAAGGUGGUGGUGGUGGAAGUGGCGGAGUUGGUGGUAGAAGUGGAGGUGGUGGUGGAGGAGGUGGCGGUGGUGGUGGAGGAGGAAGUGAUGGUGGUGAAGGAUGGGGUUGGGGUGGAGGAGGAGGAGGAAAUGGUAAAGGGAAUUUUAAAUGUUGGGUUUGGGGAUGUGGUGGGGAAAGAAAAUCAGAAGAAAGAAAUGGAAUUCGUUCUUCCAACUCCAAGGGAUAA
This is a messenger RNA of Medicago truncatula (barrel medic), 810 nucleotides long. Its product is annotated as putative glycine-rich cell wall structural protein 1. The record is from RefSeq and is a predicted model, not a curated record. Bases 1 to 810 code for a protein of 269 amino acids. The transcript has a single exon. Lineage: Eukaryota; Viridiplantae; Streptophyta; Magnoliopsida; Fabales; Fabaceae.